Molecule: messenger RNA, 873 nt
Organism: Crotalus tigris (Tiger rattlesnake)
Lineage: Eukaryota; Metazoa; Chordata; Lepidosauria; Squamata; Viperidae
Exons: 1
Coding region: 10-864 (284 amino acids)
Source: RefSeq, a predicted model, not a curated record
CUCCCCUUCAUGGAGGAUUCCAGCAGGUCGUAUUACCCUUACUCAGGGGGUACUUCAGCACCCGGACCCACAGUGGCUCCAACUAACCAUUUGGCACUUGAGAGGCGGGCCUUGACCCGAGACUCAUAUUCGUCGAGGGUGAUUGCCAUGAUUCAACAAUCCAGGCGCCCCUCAACGAAUAGGAUCUAUGAUGCCACAUGGACGAACUUCUGUACCUGGUGCUCAGGUCGUAAGGUGGAGCUUUUGGACAUUUCUGUUCCGAUUGUUUUGGAAUUCCUGAUGGAUGGGUUGGACAAGGGAUUAUCCCCAAGCACCAUCCGCAGACAGGUCGCAGCUCUAUCUACAGUACUCAUGUGUGACAAUUCUGCUCCCUUGGUACACCACCUUAUGAUGCGUUCCUUUUUAAAGGGAGCGACUAACGCCAGGCCUCCAGCGGUUCACCGUUAUCCUUCUUGGGACCUACACUGGGUCUUACAGGCCCUCAUUUCACCACCCUUCAAGCCUAUUACCACAUGUUUGCUUAAGCUAUUAUCUAUGAAGGUAGCAUUUCUUGUGGCGGUCACGUCGGCCAGGCAAAUUUCAGAACUGGCCGCUCUCUCCGUCAGAGAGGACCUGUGCAUCUUCCAUGCAGACAGGGUGACCCUCAGACUAGACCCUUCCUUUAUUCCCAAGAUAAAUUUUUUGUACCAUAGGUCCCAGGAGGUGGUUUUACCAAAUUUCUGUGCUAACCCUUCCCAUGAUCUCGAGAAGCGGUGGCACACUCUUGACAUUCGCAGGGCUCUGCGACGUUACAUCAAACGGACUUCGGCCUUCCAUAAAUCUGAAGCAUUGUUUGUGUCUUUUCAACCUUCCUCCAUGGGUUAGAAGGUCUCU